Esox lucius (northern pike) is the source of this 3246-nucleotide messenger RNA. RefSeq names its product sosondowah ankyrin repeat domain family Ca (gene sowahca). NCBI's taxonomy places the organism in Eukaryota, Metazoa, Chordata, Actinopteri, Esociformes, Esocidae. Gene Ontology annotation, molecular function: protein binding. The transcript is spliced from 3 exons. The record is from RefSeq and is a predicted model, not a curated record. The coding region runs from base 246 to 1838 and encodes 530 amino acids.
CCAGUUUCACGUUGCUAGGGGGCGUGGACAAAUGUUUUCAUGCUACAGCGACCCCUACCUGUCACACACGAUGGUUCUCUUGGAGUAAACUACAGAAUCCGAUUGCAAGGAGGAGGGUAAUGAUGCUGUCAACGGCUUAUUUCCAAGAGCUAUCAAUUCUGCACGAAUUAAACGAUGUAGCGCCGGAGAGUAACAUUUCAAAUCAUUGUCUUAUUGCAUAUUACUACCACUGUAGCCUAUUCUAAAUGGCGACCGAUUUGACAGAACAAGCCGUGCUCGAGUUCAUAGCAAAGAGAGGAGGGGUGGUCAAACAUAUGGACCUUAUUGAUCAUUUUGAAUCAGUAUGGGAAAUUGAUCCGUCAAAGAAAACACUGUUCCGUGACCGGUUGAAUCAUCAUGUCGACAACCUUGCUUUUGUGAAGAUGGAGGGUAGAUUGAAGCUCGUGUGCUUGAAUGAGAGCAGCACUAAGGGCUCAGUGGUGCGCACAGAACCUGGCGACGAAGAUGGAGAGUGUAACCGCAACUGCGUGUGUGACGGGAACAGCACGGGACAACGGGAUGAGAACGGCGGUGUUCACCGAGACGAUAACGGAAUUUCUAGUGCUAAAUGUGAUUUAUCUGAAAAAGACUCAAAAACACCUGAUACCAUAUCUAGUUUUAAAAAUGUCUCUGAAUCAAACAGUAAUAGUCAUGACCCAUGCAGGCCAGUUGAAGCUGCCCUUACUCACGAUAAAGCGAGUGAUAGCUUUUCAGGUGGAGAGGUGAAGCUGAGAGACCGGAGGAGGAGAGAGUCAGCACCAGCGCUAGGGACUGACUCAGUUAUUUUAGCUGGCCAUAUUCAAGUAAGGGGAAGUAGGAGGACCUCUCGGGGAUCCCAGAGGGCUCUGUUGUCCAGCGCUCUGUCUGAGGACGCAGGGUGGGAGGGGUUGGACCUAGACGCAAAUACCCCGAAGGGCAGCCGCAGGAACUUCAUAGAGCUGAUGAUGAGCAGCUCCCCACAGGUACGCCGUUCUCUUAUAAACCGCGGCUCUCGUCCCAGAGACUCUGUGAGGAGCGAUGGUGACUCCACUUCCCUAGUGUCAUCAGCCGAUGGGGACUGUGUCUCGAUAGCACUGGACCCCCUGGAACAUGAGUGGAUGCUGUGUGCCUCAGAAGGCCAGUGGGACAGACUGUAUCCCCUGCUAAUCCUGGAGCCCAGUCUACUGGUGAAGAGGGACUUUGUGACAGGCUUCUCCUGCCUUCACUGGGCUGCCAAGCAGGGGAAGGAGGAGCUGCUGACACAGCUACUGGAGCACGCCAAGCAGACCAACAUUCCUGUGGAUGUUAACGUGCGCUCCAGUGCGGGGUACACACCCCUUCACCUUGCUGCUAUGCAUAGACACACACAGGUGGUGAAUGUGCUGGUAGAGGAGUGGUCUGCAGACCCCGAGGCCAGAGACUACAGUGGGAGGAGAGCUGUCCAGUACCUCCCUCCAGGGUUCUCCAUUACUGCAGCUCUGGAGCAAGGGGGUGGGUCCAGCCCUAUAGGAGGAGGAGACUCAGACACAGAGAACGCCAACAGCAGGGCGCAAGGGGGGCGUUGGAGAUUACCCAGAGUUCUUCAGUCCAACCUGAACCCUCUGAAGCUGCUGAACGGACCGGAAGAGCCGGGUGAGAGAGGCGCGGCAGGAAGCAGCAAAGCUUUUCAGAGGAAGUCGUCUUUGAGUCGGAUUAAUGCACGGCUCAGUCGAGGACGCCACAAGACCCAGAUUAUCCACAGCACAUCCUUCAGAGGAACAGGGGAGGAAGGGGAGGUCAGCCCCGUCAAACCCAGACCAAUGUCUAAUUUAUUUGGAUAACUCACUACCCUGAUAGAAUCCCAGCACAUUUGCCCUAGUCCCAACGUAACCGGGUCAUCCGGUUACCAGUUAUCCUCAACAUAGUUUCUCCUUAAAAGCAGAUGCUGGAAUUCCAAUCAGAUGUCCCAUGAAGAAAAAAAAUGUUAAUAUAGUUUUGGGAUGUAUUUGACAUGUGAUAUAUAUAUUUUUGCAAAGGAUGUACCUUUUUAUUAAUUUAGAACUGAAUAAAAAAAAUUGUUUAUUAGGAAUGCAUACAUUACAUACAUAACAUUAUUUGUCCAAUUUUCUAUAUUUCACAUGUAUUUUACAUAUUUUCUCCCAAUGGUCUUUCUUUUAGACUAUUAUGUGAAGAACAAUUUCAUAAGUGAAGUAUGGAUUAAGGGCAUCAUUUGCUAAAUCCUGAACCAUCCCUUUAAUGGUGCUACUUACAAUAAUGACCUCUGCAAUAAGCUAACAAUGUGAAUACUUUCCUUUUGUAUUUACCAAUUAUUGAAUAUAUUUAAUAGAAUUAUUUAUCAUCUGAUAUUAUUUAAAGGUAAUUUAAACUAACCUCUGAACUUCAACAAUUUUGAUUGUAACUGCUAUUGUCACUUUUAAGGUUCAACUAUAAAUUAUAUUUUUAUUACAUGGAAAUAUAAAAUAGGUAAAUGUUUUACAUGCAGUAACCUAUGAACAUUAAAAAUGACAUUCUAUAGAUGUGUAUAGAACUAAAAUGCUCAGGAGUUCAAAAAAGGUAAUAGAUUCCAUAAUAUAGAAAAAAUAGGUCCACUGGUUUUUCUCCGAAUGUAAAAAAUCCAUACCUGCAGUUCUGUAGUUAAUGAACAAGGCAUAUGUCUGCUGCCCGUUCCACAGCCCCUUGUUAAUAAAGACACAAAUUGUUUCACAACAAUACAAUCAAGGAAAAUCUGUUUGUUUUGACGACCAGCACUCUUAAGUUAAUUUACUCACAAUAAACUUGUAUGACUGUUAAAGUUUCAAUAAUUUUUUGACACAUCCUCAAAUUCUCCGGGGGUUGAUCAUGGUGUUGCACAAAAAGUUCUUCCUUUUUUGCCUUCUCAGAUUGAUAUCCAUGCCAUUGUUUACCACUGUGCAGUGUAUUGUACUGACUAACCUGUUGCUAGACUCUAGCUGUCUGACUUCUGGUCCCCUAAUGUCCCUCUUCUUGAUUGUAGGGUGAAUUUAAAGACGCUGUGCUGUGCACCUCCUGUUUGUUGUUCUCCCUUUUGGUCUAUUUUGGUUUUCUCUGUCUGUUACUCUUUUUCUGUUAUGGUCUGAUGCCACUCCAGUUAUGAGUUACUGUAUUAUACACUUGAAUGUUUCUUCUUUCUUGACAGUCUUUUGUGCCUUUCAUAUUGACCCUCUAUCUGAUUUUGAAUCUUUGGGAAAUAAAACAUUAACUGUUUUCAUA